UAAAAUUUUUAUGGUUUUCCUUUUUUAUUUUGGAGCACGUGUUCCGCAAAAAAUCUCCACGCUCUCGGCACUAGCACUAGCAGUACAGUAUUGAUUAGAAAAUUAAAAUAAGCAUUCUAAUUUCCAAUUAUUUCCCCAAAAAAAAAAAAAGGAUAAGGUCUUCUAAUCAGAAACGGACACUUGUAAGAAAGACCUGCAUUCUGGCUUUGGGUCCUAGAUCGGGGCUUAACGACCCAAUACUAUAGUCCAUAACCCGAGAUUGACCCUUUUACUAUCUUCUAGGGUUUCUUACUUCAGUAACUUAACUACCUAACACGCAAAAUUCCCACUCCACUCCUUGCCGGUUGCAACAUCUUUGAUUUUGGUCGACCACGGUAGGAACUUACUUGCAGAGAGACAAAGGAAGGUUUCUGCGUUUUUUGUUUGAUACGAUACGCUUUUAAGCUUUAUUUUUUAUUCCAAAAAGUAAAAUAAGGAACAGGACACGUGGAUCGGACGGUCUGUAUUCACCUACUAAAGUAAUUGAAUCCUCCUCAUCCUCGAUUAUCACAGGAAAAGGAAGAUGGUGUUCAAAAACAGGUACAUGGUGAUGGAGGUUUUUAUGAAUCCUAACAGGGACCAAGCGGCGGGUGAUUCUAUUAUAAUUACUCAGUUUAAUGUCUCUAAUGCUAUAAAAGAUAGCAUUUUGGUGAAUUUUGGGGAGUGUGGUUUGGCUGCAUCACUGGGAUCAUUUCAGGUUAAGUAUGUGAAUCCAAUUACUAAUAUGUGCAUCAUUAGAGCUUCAAGGGAGGAUUAUGAAAAAGUAUGGGCUUCCAUUACAAUGCUCAGAAGUAUUGGACAUUACCCGGUGGUGUUUAAUUUGCUUGAUUUAUCUGGAAAUUUACAGGCUACUAAAACUGCUGCAUUGAAGUGUGAGAAAGCAAAAUUUGAGCAGUAUAAGCUUAUGGUUGGUGAUCGAUUAUCAGCCGAUGAUACUCAUCGCAUGAAUAAUUAUCUUGCAAAGAUUGAAGUUUUGGAGCACUGAAUACUAUCAAGGUGCCUCGUUAAGCUUUCUCAGUCUGUGUUCAGUCACAUAUUUUGUCCACAGUUCUUGAAGUUUAAAUCUUUCGUUAUAAUCAUAAGCUUAAUUUUAGUGCAUACUCUCUUCCUAGAAGAUGGCAUUGUGGUUUUCCUAACAUAUGGUAUAGUAAUAUUUUUAGCCAUGAGUGAAGAGGCUUGUGAAAAUGUGUAAAUUUGCAAUCCAAUAGUAGUUAUAGGGACAUAGUUUCGGAGGGAAACUUGUUUUCAUUUGUUUCUUUCAUUUGCCUUCACUUCAAUUUUCUAGAUUUUUAGGAAGUGAUACAAUGUAUUUAUCGAUUAGCUUUUAUAUUAAUUUCAAACAAUUAAAGCAAAUUAUUCUUAUUUAUCACUUAUCAAAUGAAACUCUUCUUUUUCUUUUAC
Messenger RNA from Trifolium pratense (red clover), 1440 nucleotides. Its product is annotated as probable ribonuclease P/MRP protein subunit POP5. The transcript has 4 exons. Gene Ontology annotation, cellular component: ribonuclease P complex. Lineage: Eukaryota; Viridiplantae; Streptophyta; Magnoliopsida; Fabales; Fabaceae. The record is from RefSeq and is a predicted model, not a curated record. Bases 563 to 1024 code for a protein of 153 amino acids. Gene Ontology annotation, biological process: tRNA 5'-leader removal.